Carassius auratus (goldfish) is the source of this 1897-nucleotide messenger RNA. RefSeq names its product isoaspartyl peptidase/L-asparaginase. Gene Ontology annotation, cellular component: cytoplasm. The record is from RefSeq and is a predicted model, not a curated record. Gene Ontology annotation, molecular function: asparaginase activity. The coding region runs from base 142 to 1074 and encodes 310 amino acids. Lineage: Eukaryota; Metazoa; Chordata; Actinopteri; Cypriniformes; Cyprinidae. The transcript is spliced from 7 exons.
CGUGGUUGUAGUGGGGACUUUUAUUUUGACAUUUCUCCCUGGCUUCAAUGACGUUACCUUACAUCGUCUACAGCUCCUUCGCUUAUAAUGCACUUCUGCUAUCUUUGAUUUCAUAUUUCUGUCGUUUGUGUUUAAUCUGCUAUGCUGCCUGUAGUGGUGGUGCAUGGAGGUGCUGGUCAUGUUCCUAAAGAAAUAGCUGAACUCUCUACUAUCGGUGUAAAGGAGGCAACCAGGACUGGGUAUGCCAUCCUCCAGAAGGGUGGAAGUGCCAUGGAUGCUGUAGUUGAAGCAGUGGCCCUGAUGGAGAACAAUCCAAGAUUCAAUGCAGGUCGGGGGUCAGUGCUAAAUGUGAAGGGGGAGGUAGAAAUGGAUGCAAUGGUAAUGGACGGCAGGACACUAGAUAGUGGGGCUGUUUCAGCGGUCAGAAGAAUUGCUAACCCCGUGCAACUGGCCAGGCUUGUCAUGGAGAAGACCAAACACUUGUGUCUGACAGCUGAAGGUGCAUCUAAGUUUGCCAGAAGCAUGGGUGUACCAGAAGUGCCUGAGGAGUCAUUGAUCACAGACUAUGCCAAGAUGCGCUGGAAGAAGAACCUGGAGCCAGAUGCCAACCCUGUGGAAUGCCAAAUGGGCAAGAUGGGAACAGUCGGAGCAGUAGCUGUGGACAAAGACGGGAACAUUGCUUGUGCCACAUCCACUGGUGGAAUGAUUAAUAAAAUGGAGGGUCGCGUGGGAGACACGCCGUGUGUUGGAUGUGGUGGUUAUGCAGAUAAUAAUAUUGGGGCAGUCUCACCCACAGGUCAUGGGGAAGCCAUCAUGAAAGUCACGCUGUCCAGACUCAUUCUCUUCCACAUGGAGCAAGGAAAGACCCCAGAGGAAGCUAGUGACCUGGCUCUUACGUAUAUGAAGGAGCGGGUGGAUGGUCUUGGUGGGGCUGUGGUGGUAGAUCCAAAAGGGACCUGGGCAGCUCAGUUCAGCAGUUUACAGAUGUCAUGGGCCGCUGCCCAGCAGGGCGAACUCCACUUUGGGCUGUACCAUGGUGAACACUUUGUUGAGCCUGUACAAGAGAACAUAUAAUGAACAUGUUCUCAUUUUUGGUUGAUUAUAUUUUCACAGUAAGUAUUGAAUACAAAAGGAAAUAUGCCUGCAAAUCAGUGUUUGUGUAAAAUACAUACAUGCCUCAUGGCAGUGAUUAAGCAUUAUGCAUUUUGAAGUUGAUCUUCUCUACACCUAAAAGUAAAGCUAUGUAAGUCUUAAAUAUAUUGAUUGAAAACAUAUUAAAAAACUACUGCAACACUCCUUUUUGAGGGCAGUGUAACUGUCCUUAGUGGUAAUACUGUAUAUUCUCCACUAGAUGGAGAUAUAUGAUUUUUUUUUGGAAUCGAGUGAAUUUAAUUUGUUGUAAGGUGCAGUGCACAUUAAAAGGGAUAGAUCACCCAAAUUGAUAGUCCUGUCAUAAUUUGCUCACCUCUCAAUUUGUUCCAAACAUGUUUGUGUUUCUUUCUUCUGUUGAAUACAAAAGAAGAUUUUUUUGAAGAAUCUUAGUAACAAAACAAAAAGUAGAUGGUAGCCAUUUAAUUCCAUAGUCUAAAUGUAGCUUCAAAAUAUCUUCUUGUGUGAGUAACUGUUGACAUAAUUUUCAAUUGUAGAUGUAUAAUCCAUUAAUUAUUACUUGUAAAAUAAAUGGUAUGCAUUUUGUAGCUAUAAUACUACUACUACUAAUAAAAAUGUAAAGGGCACCUGUGAACCUAAGUCAGAAUGUCUUGGCAGACUUACCAGAUUGGUUUUUAUUACCGAUUUUGAAGAACAUAAAUCAUGAUUAAUUCCUGAAGUACUUCAGCGUAUCAUUUCCUUCUAUAGACUGACAAUGUAAGUACGGUAGCUUAUUAAAUCGGCACAA